GGGCUAUUGGAUCUGCCGGAGCUGUAGAACUGCCGUCACCAGCAUUGUUUGCAGCGUGUAUCCGGGCUUUCUCUUCAUCUGUUAAUAUGAUUGCUAAGCUUUGGCCUGGAAGAGUAUCAGGGUAAGGGGCAUAAUAGCCUCCUCCGUUGUUAAUCUCGCUUGGCGUGGGCCCUAUGACAAUCCCACUGCAACAUAAGCACCCCCAGACUCGGCCUGCUUCAGGAGUCGGAUCGUCGAGUGGAAGAGGUGGCUGAUUUGCACAAAAGAAACAAACUUUUACGGGUCCAAGUUCAGCGACUCUGUAGAUAUUAAGCGCAGUGGCCCUCUCUACGAGUUGGCAAUAUGCUUCUGUACGAUGCGCUCGACACAGUCGUCUAUCCAGGAGUUUGGCUGCACAUGCACAGCCAGAAAUAUUUUGGACAGGAAACAGGCCUCCGCGAAUGACUUGGGUUUCUCCAGGAUACAAGUUAGUUGUUAUAACCCUAGCAUCGUAUACCGUACAUGCACCUUCCCUCAUCAAGUUAUCAUAUACGUUCGCGCCCGUUCCAGUUAAGUGCUGCGAACCAUUCUUCAAGAGCUUUACCGUGCACCAUUUACACGCGAAAACUUUGAGUUUCGCGGCGACGGACGGCAAAUCCACUCUUUCCUCGGUCAAAAAGCUCCAUACAUGGGUCCUGCUCUCCCAGUCGCAUCUUGAACAUACAAAGCACCGACUUUGUGGGUGAUGUGAAGUACACUCGCAUAUUCCGUGAGUAUAUGUUCCGCAUCCGGGCGUAGAGCAAACUUUGGCAAUCGGUGCCAGUGCACCUUCUUGCCAUAUUCGAUGUUGAGGAAUGAACGCUAACGGGGAUCGUCCUCGCGUUGCGUAUGUUGGAUGGUCUGGCGAUGGAUUCGAGCCACCACCACCGAAGAGGAGACUGAAAG
Truncatella angustata is the source of this 924-nucleotide messenger RNA. RefSeq lists its product as uncharacterized. The coding region runs from base 441 to 725 and encodes 94 amino acids. The record is from RefSeq and is a predicted model, not a curated record. Lineage: Eukaryota; Fungi; Ascomycota; Sordariomycetes; Amphisphaeriales; Sporocadaceae. The transcript has a single exon.